Molecule: messenger RNA, 237 nt
Organism: Zychaea mexicana
Lineage: Eukaryota; Fungi; Mucoromycota; Mucoromycetes; Mucorales; Lichtheimiaceae
Exons: 4
Coding region: 1-237 (78 amino acids)
Source: RefSeq, a predicted model, not a curated record
AUGCCAGCGCCUGAAACACCAAGACAUCAACAAUUCCAAAUGGCAGCACAACAGCUUCAAGCCGUGCGUGUGGAUGUUGCACCCUCAAUCUCUAAUCCUGGGCUACUUAAAGACGGUAAAGUAACAUAUGGAGAGCCAAAGUUACGAGUUGAGAUUUAUGAAGCUAUUGCAGAACGAGUCAAGGUGUUCCGCCUGCAUCGUGCCCGAUCAAAUCAGCAACUACAAUCUGUUCCUUAA